CUACCAAUUCAGAUCUUAUAUCAACAUGUCUUCCUUAUUCCAUUAUCUUGGAUGAUCAAAAUGUUUUUCUUAGAGAAUUCAAACUCCUUAAUCGAAGCUAGUGGAAAUGGUUCAAAUUUCGCGCAGCAAGGUAGUCUUGACUGGGUCGCGUUGGGAAGGACGCAGUACUCGGCCUCGAUCGCAGUUCUCGGGCGUUUGGCCAAAGCUGGAAUUGAUUCAUUGACAGUCGCCUUUGGACAAGCCUUGUGCUUGAGACUUCCGAUCGGGUCACAUGGCGAGAAGGUACUUGCGGAAUCCAUGAGCAAGUUAACCGCAAAAUCCAUCGGAGCGGAUUUGAUAUGGUUUGGAAUCGGAGUUCGACACAUCUUACGGGAAAUGGUACAAACCUCCCAAGGAUGCUCUCUUGUGGCCCUCUGCGCGGCACUCACCGAGUCCCACUCGACUGCUGUCAGUGCAUUGGUGUUAUACGAGAUUGCCAAGCAGUGUGGAGGACCCCCGGAGCUGGCCCCUUCACUGGAGCAAUGGGAGGCUUUGAUCCGAGUCACAGCAUCCGUGUUCAACCAAACGACCUUCGGGCUGCGCAUCUCGCAAAUCGCAAAGUUUUCGGAGUCUCAAAGCAGGACGAUUCCGAAUCUCGCUCCCAACCCCCACCCAACAGAUCUUGCGAAGCUAUUACUCGAAAUCGGCCGUAUUACCGAAGGCUCCCUGCAGAGUAUCUCAAUUCAAGGAGGAUGUUGCUGUAGUUGGAUCGCUGCGUGGGCAGAUUUUCUGCUGGGUUUGAGAGUGCUUGUACGCGACUCGCAAGGCACCGUCGUCUACGCCAACUUCAACGUCCAGGAGACCUAUGCACAAGUCAACAUCGCUUUCUUACACCAAGAUGAAGGGCGCAUGCUUGUUGUCCAAACUAGUCAUGUCCUACGAUCCGGAACUGAGUUCAUACAGAAGAGCUUUGGCAGGCAACGGCUGUCUACAAUUUGGGGAGCUGACUACAAGUUCUCCUGCGGACGAGUUCAAUGGGAUACGAUGUUUUCAGACACUUUUGGACCCAGCUUCCAAAUACUAUUUGGCCGCACCAACAGCUCUCCUUCGUCCUCGUUUGGACCAUUGGAGUCGCAUGCCCCCGACCUAUUCCUGGAGUAUCCUCAGAUCGUUGAACGAAUAUUUGCUCUAGCAGCCAUUUUACUCGUUAACAGCAAUGAAAGCUCGGUUUGUGCUACGAGUGCGAGCCGCUAUUGCAUGCGUGCCAUGGGCAGUAUCCCCGAACUACGACAGUGGGGUACACCUACACUAUCCGCCAUCCAGGUCUUCUGCACCAUAUACGGUGGCGAAAAGCUGAUGUUGGACUGUUUCCAUGACGUUACUACUGGAGAGACUUCUACAUCGCUGAAAAACAUAGCGUAUGAAUUCAUCCAAUACAUGCACAAGUUAGGUGCGCUCUGCGGCUGUGCAGUGCACAAGAAACACCUUGACGGCACUUCCAACGGCCAAAUGUGCUUGACGAGACUGGCACUGACGAUACUUCGGGCGAUGGUACUUCUAGAUCAUGUCGUUCUUGACACGCCCAUUCAACCGACUUUCCACGGACUGUAUUCUUUAUUCCACUCCACGGCAGGAAAGGAGCACUGGCCGGAUACACCCAGCCCAGAAGCAAUUACACGGGACCUGGAUUAUACCGUCAUUCAGACCUGUAGCCAAGCUUUCUCUACAACAGCAGCGAUGUUCUCAUCUGCCGAAGACUGGGCGUUUGAUAUUUUCGGCGUGGUGGCGCAAAGCGACGGCAAGAUUUAUUGUUAUACUCAACUGCUCGAGGGACUCACCGACGACCCGCAAGAAGCAUUCAAGAUACACGUCGGGUCCGGUCAAAUCGAGUACCUUUCUCGCCCUUACCGUGCUGUAUACGACACUAGUGGGCAGCAAGAAGCAUUCCUCGGAUCUUCUGCGCGGAAAGUCGAGGUCGUGGAAUCCAUCGAUAGUCUUGCAUCCGACACAACGUCGCCUCGCAUCGAGUCGCAAUUAGUUGUCGACGAGGAACCAACACAUCUGUGCGUGAGACAUCGCAUAAGUACGGACUCGGGACACACGUUCAUUUCCCCAUCAGCUUUCUACGAGCAGCUACAAAACGCGACUUGUUACAAAAGGCUCUCAAGGAUUCCCGAGCACGAACAUGCGAGCUGGAGCGCUGUGUUGAGCGGCGGCUUCAAGUACAUUCUGGUCCACGGGGAAGGAUUGGUGGUUCGCUCCCGCAGAUGCCAUAUGCUGCGACCUCAUAGAGGGAAUCUGCUGGGCAGAUGCGUGGCGCUGUCUCGAACGAAGGAUCACGUCGCACUUGUCAAGACCGAUGAAGAUCUCAAGAUAUUCGCGAGGUACUGGGCACGCCUGCGCGAUGAGGAUUUACAAUCAUCUAAGCCGCUGACAUACUUUGUGUUGAUUUCGUAG
Molecule: messenger RNA, 2436 nt
Organism: Periconia digitata
Lineage: Eukaryota; Fungi; Ascomycota; Dothideomycetes; Pleosporales; Periconiaceae
Source: the annotation of a GenBank genome assembly